Messenger RNA from Gossypium raimondii (Peruvian cotton), 1198 nucleotides. Its product is annotated as nuclear transcription factor Y subunit C-1. The transcript has 2 exons. Gene Ontology annotation, cellular component: nucleus. NCBI's taxonomy places the organism in Eukaryota, Viridiplantae, Streptophyta, Magnoliopsida, Malvales, Malvaceae. Gene Ontology annotation, molecular function: DNA binding; protein heterodimerization activity; DNA-binding transcription activator activity, RNA polymerase II-specific. Gene Ontology annotation, biological process: regulation of DNA-templated transcription. The record is from RefSeq and is a predicted model, not a curated record. The coding region runs from base 123 to 848 and encodes 241 amino acids.
CACCUGCAAAUGGCUGUAGUUUAAUCUAGCUGAUCCUUAAAAAUACCACCACUACCAGCAUCGCCAUCUCCCACCCUAUCCCUUUGAUCAAGUUCAUCCAUCUGCCGUUGAUUCUUCAUCCAAUGGACGGCAACAAGCAAGCCCAGUCCUCCUCUUACCCUCCUCAGCCUCCCACUACUUCUAUUACGCCUCCUCCUCCUUCCUCCUCCGCCGCCAUCGCCGCCACUCCGCCUGCUCCUUUCCACCACCUCCUCCAGCAGCAGCAGCAACAGCUCCAAAUGUUCUGGUCUUACCAGCGCCAAGAAAUCGAGCAAGUCAACGACUUCAAGAACCAUCAGCUUCCUCUUGCUCGCAUCAAAAAGAUCAUGAAAGCCGACGAAGAUGUCCGUAUGAUCUCCGCUGAAGCCCCUAUUCUCUUCGCCAAAGCCUGCGAGCUUUUCAUUCUGGAGCUUACCAUCCGUUCCUGGCUUCACGCCGAGGAGAACAAGCGACGGACGCUUCAGAAAAACGACAUCGCGGCGGCUAUUACUAGGACCGACAUUUUCGAUUUCUUGGUGGAUAUUGUGCCCAGGGACGAGAUCAAGGAUGAGGCCGUUCUGGGUGGGAUGGUGGGUACCACCGCCAGUGGGGUGCCAUAUUUUUAUCCUCCCAUGGGUCAGCCUGCUGGCGCUCCUGCUGGACCUGGCGGGAUGAUGAUUGGAAGGCCCGCCGUCGAUACAACCGGUGGUAUUUAUGCUCAGCCUCCUUCUCAGGCUUGGCAGAGUGUUUGGCAGACGGCGGGGGCUGACGAUGGGUCGUAUGCCAGUGGAGGUAGCGGCGGUCAGGGGAAUCUUGACGGACAAGGCUAAGCAAUUCAUUGGUCCAAUUUGGGUGCUCGAUGGCAUGGCAAAUGGCGUGAUGCACUGGGGUAUUGCACUAAGAAUUUUGGUUGCUUAUGAUUUAUGAAUAUGGACCUGUCUGCCAUUGUUUGUGGAAAACUACCUUUUAAAUGUGAUUUAUUUAGAAACAUCUCAAAGACACUUAACUCAUUUGAUGUGCAGCAAAACAAAUAGCUUUUGCUGCUAUGACUUUGCCUAAUCAAAAGAUCUUCUAAUGUUGUGCAGUUUCUGGGUUUAAUUAUCCCCUUUGUUGUGUUCUAAAGGAUUCUCUGUAUCUUAAAUAUUUUCUUAUGAAUGAACACCCUAAAUUUUCAAGUCCA